Paramecium sonneborni is the source of this 198-nucleotide messenger RNA. The record is from the annotation of a GenBank genome assembly. Lineage: Eukaryota; Ciliophora; Oligohymenophorea; Peniculida; Parameciidae.
AUGGAGAAGAGUAUAUAAUACAAGUGUUACUAGAAAGUAUAUUAUAUUAAUCAACUAUAGCAUUAUUAGUAAGUAACAUCUAAACUGCACAAUUAACAAGGUGAAGCACAUUACUCAAUGUAUUCAUAUUAAUUGGUUUGUAGUAAUCAUCUACAUCUCAAACGAUUAGUAGGAGUUGUAACACAUGAAAUAAGGUGA